Molecule: messenger RNA, 2980 nt
Organism: Columba livia (rock pigeon)
Lineage: Eukaryota; Metazoa; Chordata; Aves; Columbiformes; Columbidae
Gene: PPIL4
Product: peptidylprolyl isomerase like 4
Exons: 14
Coding region: 428-1777 (449 amino acids)
Biological process (GO): protein peptidyl-prolyl isomerization
Cellular component (GO): nucleus
Molecular function (GO): RNA binding; peptidyl-prolyl cis-trans isomerase activity
Source: RefSeq, a predicted model, not a curated record
AAGUGCCGGCUUUUAACCACGCGGCCUUGCUCAUGGCGGCCGCUGUGGCGCUGCGGUGGGGGGGACGCGCCGGUCGCUUCCCUGCGGCUCUGGGGGCUGCGAAGGUUCCCGAGGCUUCCCGCCGCUCGGGAAAUGGGCCAUUGGGCGGCCCCGAGCGCUGCCCGGCGGCGCCCCCGCCCCUGGGAGCGGGCCCGGCCUUUCGCUCGGGUGUCGCAGUUCGAGGCUUCGCUGCCGGCGCGGCCUCCUCGGGAAGCGGUGUCAGUCAGGGCAGCUUCUCCCAGCCGUGCUCGGCGUGUCACCUCGGGUCUCAGUCCCGGGAUUAGAUCCCACUUGUCUGAAUUUUCUGAAGCUCUGCAAAGUCAAGUACUACAACUAUUGUCUUAUUCAUAAUGUCCAGAGGGAUUUUAUUAUCCAAACCGGUGACCCCAUGGGAACUGGCCGUGGAGGGGAAUCAAUAUUUUGUCAACUGUACGGUGAUCAAGCUAGAUUUUUUGAGGCAGAAAAAGUACCAAGAAUUAAGCACAAGAAAAAGGGAACCGUGUCAAUGGUGAACAAUGGCAACGAUCAGCAUGGAUCACAGUGCUGUUAUAAAAGAAUUUUUGAAAAGUGGUGGUGUUCCUUGCUGUUCCCUGUUGCCAUGCACAAAGUUUUUGCUUUUCUUAUUACUACAGGGGAAAACCUGGAUUACCUUGAUGGUGUGCAUACAGUAUUUGGAGAAGUGACAGAAGGCAUGGAUGUAUUGAAGACAAUUAAUGAAACCUUUGUAGAUAAGGAUUUUAUCCCGUAUCAAGAUAUCAGGAUAAAUCAUACAGUAAUUUUAGAUGAUCCAUUUGAAGAUCCACCUGGCUUAUCUGUUCCUGAUUGCUCACCGGAACCUACCAAGGAACAGCUAGAUAGUGGCAGAAUAGGAGCAGAUGAAGAAAUUGAUGAUAUGAAAGGACGGACUGCAGAUGAAAUAGAAGAAGUUCAGGCAGAAAAAGAAGCAAAAACUCGUGCCAUUCUCCUGGAAAUGGUAGGAGAUUUACCAGAUGCAGAUAUCAAGCCACCAGAAAAUGUACUGUUUGUUUGUAAACUGAAUCCUGUGACCACAGAUGAAGACCUGGAGAUAAUAUUUUCACGAUUUGGUCCCAUUAAAAGCUGUGAAGUGAUUAGAGACUGGAAGACUGGUGAAUCUCUUUGUUAUGCUUUCAUUGAGUUUGAAAAGGAGGAAGACUGUGAGAAAGCCUACUUCAAAAUGGACAAUGUGCUGAUAGAUGACAGACGGAUACAUGUAGAUUUUAGCCAGUCUGUUGCAAAGAUUAAGUGGAGAGGAAAAGGUGGGCGGUAUACCAAGGAUGAUUUCAAAGACUAUGAAAAGGAACGUGACAAAUCUUCAAAACUUGCUCUGAAAGAGAAGGUAAAACCAAAGCAGGAUACUAAGUAUGACCUUGUGCUGGAUGAGGAUAUAGAAGAGUCUCAAACGAGUCAGUCACACUUGGCUAAAAAACAGAAGAAGAAAAAGCACUACCACUCUGAAGAUGAAGAGGAUGACAAGAGGACCAAAAAAUCUAAGGAUUCUGAUCGAAAACAUGAAGGAGAACGCUGUAGAGAGAGGAUGAAGAGUGAGAAGAAAGACAGGCAUCGGAGUCGCAGCCGAUCUCAAGAGAGAGACUACACGUACAGCAAACAAAGAGACAAAUACAAAGAAGACUUCCGAGUAAGAGACUGGGAUAAAAAAGCACGCAGAAGCAGAAGUCCUAAGAAAUCAAAAGACAAAGAGAGGUCCAAAUACAGAUGAAGGACAAAAAAAAGAGGGGAACUCAAAUAUGUUAAAAUCUGUUUCUUCCAGCGUUUCCAACAUUCUGUCACAUGGAUAUGCAGUUACUGGAUAAAAAUAGUUGCCUUCUGUUGUCAGCUUGGCCUUAUAAUUCUACAGAUGCCCAGUGUCUGACUGUUGGAGUAAGCCUUGAUUCCAGAAAGGUUGUUUCAAUAAAGUAUUACACUUUAGUGAAAUGAUUUGAGUCUUCGAUGAGGAAUAUUGUCUAAAGUUUUUUGGAAACAUAAACAUGCACUAACAAGUGAAUUGCCUUUCUCCCCUGUGAAGAGGUUUGCAGAACGUACCUCCUUUCUACUAGGAGGUUGUGUUUACCUUUCAGCACUUUCAGAUGCUAUGGUACUGAGAAGGCCUGGGGAGAUAGAAAUGUGCUGUGCACACUCCUUCCAGAAAGUGAGUAGAUACCAUUUGAAUAUGAAUACUCAAAACUCUUUUUUCCUUCCUUUAAAAUUAAGUCAUUCUGGUUGGUUUAGUCCUGUCAGCUCUGUUUGUUGGCACCAGUGUGCAGCAGUGGUUAAAGGCACUGAAUUGCUGCUGUGCUGCCUGCAAGGGCGAUGGGAGUGCUGCACUGUAAUCAGUAGCACCUAUUUGCUCACUUAUUCACACAGAUCACUUGACCUUGUGGCAUUGCUGGAGGAUGACCCUCAAAACUGAGAUUCAGUUGGUACUUGGCCCAUCUGGCUUCUGUAGUGUCAGGGGGAUUGAGCUGCUAUUCGUGUCAGGCAGGUUUUGUUGGGUGGGUAAGAAAGAAGACAACGGUCACUAGUAGAAUUAGCAGAAUAACAGAAUUUGUAACUUGCGUUGUACUUGCCAAAACUGACGUGGGAUUAAUUUUCAGGUUUUGUGGCAGAAGGAGGUAAUAACUCAUAAUCUAUAGAGGAAUGCAAGUGGUGUUAUCAGGGCCUGGGUCCUAGUGAAAGCUGACGGGCUCUUAAAUGUCUGGCUUGCUCUGAUAAACAAGACCUCACCAUUUAAACAGUGUUAGCCAGUAUGAUACAUUCUAAGAACAAGUGUGUCGUCUUCUUUCUCUCUAAAGAAAGAGAGAUCUCACAUUGUUAGGAAGGGAGGGGAGACAUGAGUAAUAACAUUUGUCUUUUCUUCCCUUUCAUGAAAUGUGACAUCUUGGAGGCAUUCUGCUUUGAUUAAUAAAUUUAAUUUUUUUUCUUU